CCAGAUGAACAGCUGCAUCCAGAACGUUGUUGUUCAUGGCACAAGAAUGUAUCAGGUUAAGCUUGAGGUCUAGGAUUCAAAGGCAGAACACUGAGAACAUACGGCCGGGCACUGCUAUUUCGUAAAACUGUGUCAAGACCAGACAAAGAGAAUAGAACCCAUUAUAAUCAAUGAUAGUGAUGCUACACUGGAUGCGGCACGACGCAACACAACACAUCAAAACGUCACUUCUGUUAUGAAGGACAAAUGGACUUGCAAUGGUCUGUCAUGUCCAGAGUAGACAGCUGUUGUGGUAUGACUCGAUAAUGGUCGCAUCCAGUUUAAACAGUGCAACAUCAAUCUGUAGUUCAACUUACCCAUUAUUCAAACAUUACACUCACUGCAAAGUUUCAAAACCCAUUAAUUACAUAUUAGCUAACAAUUAGUUAAUAUGUGCCUCAACAAAUAAAGACAAGGAUUUCGGAUAUUUACAUCUUUCUGGGAAACAUUUUGUCCCAUAAUGUACAGUAGAGUUUACCAGGACUGCACACAUGCAUGCACACACACAGACACACACACACACACACACACACACACACACACACACACACACACACACACACACACACAGGUUUGUUUUUGUGAAUUGUGCGGACAUUCCAUAGACGUAAUGGUUUUUAUACUGUACAAACUGUAUUUUCUAUCCCCCUACACCAACCCUACACCUAAACCUACCCAUCACAGAAAACUGCACAUUUUUACUUUCUCAAAAAACUCAUUCUGUAUGAUUUAUAAGCCUUUUGAAAAAUGGGGACAUGGGGUAAUGUCCUCAUAAGUCACACACACACACAUGCAGAGCACACCCCUGAUGUCUUUUCCUGUAAUUCAGGGCAUUUCAUGUAUUUCAUGAGCUGUUUACUUUCUCUUUCACUUUAGCAGAAACAAAUUGUUAUGAUAACCUGAAGAUCCUGUGUAAGAUGUUAAAAACAGCUAAGGCAUACCAUUUUAUUUUAUGACUUUUAUUUUACAGACUCAUAUCAGAUUCAUUUUGAGUUUGAUAAAGUUGUAUUCUUUGAAAGGUUUCAUACUGAUCUGAUUGUCUUGAUGCAGAAAGAGGCAAAGAAAGGCUGAAACAGAAGCAGACAAACAUUUUUAGUUUAGCAGGAAACUUCUCUGACGUCCUGCUUCCUCCAUAUUAGUCUCUGUUUUCAUCAUUUCACAUCUGGUGGACGAGAGACUCACUGAAACACGGUGUUACUAUGGUGAUGUCAGUCAGAAUGACUCCUCCUCUUCCUCUGAUGUUUCUGCUCUUGAUUCACAGGGUUUCUAGUGCUGAUUGGGGUGUGAGUUACAGUCCUUCACACAUCUGUGCACUAAAGGACUCAUCAGUGAUAAUGAACUGCACUUAUACAUACCCUACUGGAUAUCAGAUCAUGAGAGUGUUCUGGACCAAAACAAAUGAUAAAGAGGACACAGGAGAGUUUCCAGAUCUGUCUGAGGACCCUGAAUACAGUCAGAGGCUUCAGUAUCUGGGAGAUAAACAGCAGAACUGCACCAUCAGACUGAGUCAUGUGACACUGAAGGAUUCACACAUGUACUAUUUCAGAUUCACCACUGAUAUACCUGAUGGUAAAUGGAUUGGUAAACCAGGAGUGACUCUUUCUGUCACAGAUCUUCAGGUGGAGUCUCCUGAGAGAGUGACAGAGGGAGAUUCAGUCCGUCUGACAUGUAAAAGCAGCUGCACUCUGACUGACAGAGCAACAUUCAUCUGGUACAGAAACUCACAGCCAUUAACUGAGAGAAGAGACAGAAACAAUGAACUCCUGCUGCAGUCAGUCAGAAGUGAGGAUGCAGGCAAAUAUAGCUGUGGGGUACACGGACACAAUCACAUCUCUCCUGCUGUUGAGCUCAGUGUCAUGUACCCACCCAGGAACGUCUCAGUGUUGAUAACUGGAUCUGGUGAAAUAGUGUCAGGAGAUUCAGUGACUCUGAUCUGCAGCAGUGAUUCAAAUCCUCCUGCUCUGAACUUCAGCUGGUUUAAAGGAAGAACGUUUGUAGGAUCUGGAAGAAUCUACAACAUCUCAAAGAUCAGCUCUGAUGACAGUGGAGAAUACAAGUGCAGAUCCAUCAAUGAACAUGGAGAGAAAUACUCUGAUGCUGUGACUUUAGACAUCAUGUAUCCUCCCAGGAACGUCUCAGUGUUGAUAUCUGGAUCUGGUGAAAUAGUGUCAGGAGAUUCAGUGACUCUGAUCUGCAGCAGUGAUUCAAACCCUCCUGCUCUGAACUUCAGCUGGUUUAAGGAGAAUGAAAGCUCAGCUGUUGGAUCUGGACAGAGUUUCAGUGCACUACAGAGUGGACGCUUCUACUGUCAGGCUCACAAUCAACAUGGAUCUCAGAGAUCAGACGCUGUAACUGUCACAGAGCAUCAUAGAUCCAGUUGGCAUGUAGUUUUUGGGAUCACAGUGGAAUGUGGAGCAUUUUUCAUCCUCGCCAUCAUCAUUAUCAUCAUCAUACUGUUUAUAAUAAAGAAACGAAGGAGUGUUAAAUCUGAAGAUCUCACAGUGACACAGCACUUUUAUUACAACGAAGACGCGCAUACAACUCUUGAGCUCAAGUCCACGACCCCAGAGAUUUUCUAAACACCAGAAUCCAUCAGUAAGCCACCAGCUCUCCUCAAUAUAAUCAAUAAAACUGCCUUCAAUAGUUUGACUGUUUUAUGUAUUCUGUGAAAGGUUUUAUUGAUGAACUUCAGUCUGUCUUUCUUCAUCUCGAACCCUAAUUAAACACACAUGAACAGCUAAUCAAGGCCUUCAGACUCACUGCACAGCAAAACCCCAGUUUAAAAGUACGUAUGCUUAGAGAUUGAUUUCACAUUUAAGAAGCAGUGUAAAUAAUUAAGUAAUUAAGUGAUGAUUGACUAGUGAAGACUGUUAACAAACAGAAUCACUGAAAGAAAGCGUCACUGUUUUUUAGACUUUCUUUUGUGAUCCAAUAAAUAAAUAUUUAAAUAACUUCUAAUUAAAACAGUAACCCUUACUGUUUUAAUUAGAAGUUAUUUAAAUAUUUAUAAACUAAAAUAACUAGCUUCUGGCAGUCGACCAAACAUGUACUGCGCAAGUCGACUUGUGCCACUAGACUAGAGUAUCCCCUGAUGUGAUAUAUGACGUAGGAUGUAAGCUUAGUUGCUUCUCACGGUUUAAACCCUUUACGUACAAAGAUCGCCGAUGACCCCAGGUUAUUGUUGUUCAACAUCCGCUGCACAUUAAAACAUCACAAUCUUACUUGAUCUGGACAAACUGAGUAUCAUUAGAAAGAUUAAAAUCUCCAGCUUCGAUAUCUGACUGCUGUUUAUGAUGAAACUAGGUUGCAGUGACAAUGUUUUUUUUUUAAUUUAUGUCAGGAGUGCAAAAUAAUCAAUCUGUAAUUUUUAAUAUUUUGAAUAGAAUAAAAACACAUACAUUUAUUCA
This is a messenger RNA of Ctenopharyngodon idella (grass carp), 3446 nucleotides long. Its product is annotated as B-cell receptor CD22-like. The record is from RefSeq and is a predicted model, not a curated record. The transcript has 9 exons. Lineage: Eukaryota; Metazoa; Chordata; Actinopteri; Cypriniformes; Xenocyprididae. The coding region runs from base 1239 to 2618 and encodes 459 amino acids.